Molecule: messenger RNA, 1747 nt
Organism: Lentinula edodes (shiitake mushroom)
Lineage: Eukaryota; Fungi; Basidiomycota; Agaricomycetes; Agaricales; Omphalotaceae
Product: pseudouridine synthase
Exons: 6
Coding region: 38-1603 (521 amino acids)
Biological process (GO): box H/ACA sno(s)RNA 3'-end processing; mRNA pseudouridine synthesis; snRNA pseudouridine synthesis
Cellular component (GO): box H/ACA snoRNP complex
Molecular function (GO): RNA binding; pseudouridine synthase activity
Source: RefSeq, a predicted model, not a curated record
AUUUUUUUUGCAGGUUUGAGUUCCGUCGCUACUUGGCAUGGCUCCUUCACUUACACGGGAACAAGUUUCCUCAGCACAAAUCAGUGGUGAUUAUGCCAUAAAACCAGAAUCUACAACUCCUCAAUUGAACACUUCCGAAUGGCCCUUACUCUUGAAAAAUUACGACAAAUUGCUCAUUCGCUCAAGUCACUUUACGCCAAUUCCUUCAGGCUGCAGUCCUCUGAAGCGUGAUAUCACAUCGUAUAUCAAGUCUGGCGUUAUAAAUUUGGACAAGCCAUCCAAUCCUUCCUCACACGAAGUUGUCGCAUGGCUGAGGAGGAUUUUGCGAGUGGAAAAAACUGGACACAGUGGUACACUAGAUCCAAAAGUCACUGGAUGCUUAAUCGUCUGCAUUGACCGUGCGACGAGACUGGUCAAGUCUCAACAGGGUGCAGGGAAAGAAUAUGUCUGUGUACUCCGUCUCCACGCUGGUCUUCCCAGCCCUGCAGCUCUCCCGAGAGCUCUACAGACUCUCACCGGCGCGCUUUUCCAACGACCUCCUCUCAUUUCUGCUGUGAAGCGACAGCUUCGUGUCAGAACCAUCCACGAAUCCAAACUGCUUGAAUUCGAUGAAAAACGCAAUCUCGGUGUCUUCUGGGUAUCCUGCGAGGCCGGCACGUACAUCCGGACGUUAUGUGUCCAUCUCGGAUUAGUUCUAGGUGUCGGUGGGCAUAUGCAAGAACUGAGGAGAGUGCGAAGUGGUGCAAUGUCGGAAAAUGACGAAAUGGUCACUAUGCACGAUGUAAUGGACGCGCAAUGGAUGUACGAUAACACAAGAGAUGAAUCAUAUCUACGACGCGUUAUUCGACCUUUAGAAUGUCUAAUGGUCGGUUACAAACGUAUCGUCGUCAAGGAUAGCGCGGUCAAUGCAGUUUGUUAUGGCGCCAAACUAAUGAUACCUGGUCUAUUGCGAUAUGAAAAUGAUAUAUCUGUUCAUGAGGAGGUGGUGUUGAUGACCACCAAAGGCGAGGCAAUUGCUCUCGCCAUCGCACAGAUGUCUACUGUGGAAUUGGCGACCUGUGAUCAUGGCGUCGUUGCCAAAGUCAAGCGGUGCAUCAUGGAGCGAGAUACCUACCCUCGUCGAUGGGGUCUGGGCCCUGUGGCCCUUCAAAAGAAGAAGAUGGUUAAAGAUGGCAAACUCGGAAAACACGGGCAAAAGGUUGAUGGAGUGACACCCGCAGAUUGGAGUCGCGACUACGUCGACUACAACCGUGACGAGCAACCCACUGCUGGCCCAUCAACCACUACAAUUAAAGUUAGUGAGAGUAAAGUUGAAGUAGCGCAAGUUGCAAUGUCAGUGCCUGAAGAAUCAAGUCCUGUCAAAGAAGAAAAGGACAAGAAGAAGCGCAAGCGCAAGUCUGAUGCUGUUGAGGAUGCGGAUGCGUCGAUGGCCGUUGACGAAGAUGAUGCUGAAAAGGCCGAGAAGAAGAAGCGGAAAAAGGAGAAGAAAGCUGCGAAGGAGGCCAAGGAAGCGGAAGCAACAGAGGGAGAUGACGAGGCACGACGAGAACGGAAGCGUCUCAAAAAAGAGAAAAAGGCUAAAGAGGAAGCCACAAGCGACUAACCGCCUGCUUGCUACAUAUCUAGCUCACGUCGUAUAUAAUAUCUUGAGUCGGUGACAUUGUAUUUUUCACAUUUACCUCUUUCUGCGACAUGUUAUGAUGGCAGCCCCUCACGCAGCAACCUUCUGAGUCGCGUAUUGAGGAAG